This is a messenger RNA of Eimeria mitis, 1020 nucleotides long. RefSeq lists its product as uncharacterized. Gene Ontology annotation, cellular component: nucleus; cytoplasm. The coding region runs from base 1 to 1020 and encodes 339 amino acids. The record is from RefSeq and is a predicted model, not a curated record. Gene Ontology annotation, biological process: protein phosphorylation; intracellular signal transduction. Gene Ontology annotation, molecular function: ATP binding; MAP kinase activity. The transcript is spliced from 8 exons. Lineage: Eukaryota; Apicomplexa; Conoidasida; Eucoccidiorida; Eimeriidae.
AUGGCAGCAGGCAAUGCGACGUCACAAGCAGCAACAACGACAACAGCAGCAGCAGCAGCAGCAGCAGCAGCAGCAGAUGAGUUGCUGGACAUACGUUUUGCAACAAACAGACUACAGUGGUACAGAGCACCUGAGUUGAUUCUGUUGGCGGAGAAUUACACAGAGGCGAUUGACGUUUGGUCUAUCGGCUGCAUUUUCUCAGAGUUGUUGUCGAUGAUUGAGGAAAACGUCGAGUCGCACUGCGACAGAGGACCGCUCUUUCCGGGUUCCUCUUGCUUUCCCCUCUCCCCCGACCAGAAGAACGGAGAUGAUUCAAGGCUGCAGACGCGCGGCAACAAGGACCAAUUAAAUGUAAUUUUCAACGUCUUAGGGACUCCAACAGAAGAAGAAAUCGAAGCGCUCGAGUCAAACGAGGCCAAGCAAUACAUCCGCACAUUUCCCCCUAAAGAGGCUCACGACUUGGCCGAACGAUUUUCUGCUUCAUCCCCUGAAGCAUUGAACCUGCUGAAGCGGAUGUUGGUGUUCAACCCCAAACGACGUAUUUCCGUAGACGAAUGUUUGGCGCAUCCGUUCUUUAAAGAAGUGCGAAAUCCCGCAAUCGAGGUCACAGCCAACGAGAAAGUGCGGCUGCCGUUCAACGACUGGGCCAAUAUGGAUGAGCCUCAGCUGCGCAGCAGCAGCGGCAGCAGCAACAGCAGCAGCAAUGCAGCUGCCGAAGACCCUUUUAGAGAGGGCGAAGAUGUGCUCCUAAAGGCAUUCAGUCCGCCGCUGCAACCGCGCAGACUGCUGCUGCUGCUGCUGCUGUAUUCUGCAGCAGCAGCAGCAGCAGCAGCAACAGCAGCAGCAGCAACAGCAGCUGCAGCAGUAGCAGCUGCAGCACCAGCUGCAGCAGCAGCAGCGCUCGUGGGAUUUUCAGCUGCAGCGUGGAGGCCUGUUUGGAGGUGUAAGGCGGACUACGGGAAAUGCGACCAAGACGUGCACGGCGUUGGCAGCAGAGUUUAUUCCUCUCUUUACAUAUAA